AUGGCUUUUCACUCUCGACUUGCCAACGGAAGCGAGACCACCUCCGAGCCAUCCCGACGCCAGCGCGUCCCGAACGAGAUCCUCUUCCAGAUCAUUGGCGAUGCGCUCACGCUCGAAACCCCAAGGCCUAUCGACGUGAAGCGAUUCGGGGUCCUAAUCUCAACGAAGGGCCGCCUCAACCGCUUCCUCCGUAUCUCUCCAGCACUGCAGUCGGCGGUGCUUGAGGCUUUCUACAAGAACAACUCCUUUUGCAUCACGACCAACAUGCGCUUCACCGAGGGACGCUGGACCUCGCAAUAUGCACUGCCACCGCCUAACGUCUGUCGCCAUCUCCGGCGCCUGAAAUUCCGCUGGACCAUCUCGAGCAUUCAUUAUUUUCCUUGUCAAGCUGUGCCCCCGCGUAAUAUCAAAUCGGCAAACGAGCUUUUAAUAUCUUCCCCGGCGGCCUGGGUUCUGGGACUUUUGACGCAUCCAGACCAUGGCUUUGCGCAGUUGACGCACCUCGAACUAUGCCUCGAAAUAGAUAUCGGAACUCCACCUGGGUAUGAGCUGUCGGAAGAUUUUCUGGAGGCCCUUCGACAAGCGCGAAUAAUAAUCAAAGCCGGCAAAAUUGACUUCAAGGUCAAGGAGGACUAUCGGCUCGCCCUUGAGAGCGUUAUAGAGCUGGUAGAGACUGAUGCGAAGGGAUCGGCCUAG
This is a messenger RNA of Trematosphaeria pertusa, 696 nucleotides long. RefSeq lists its product as uncharacterized. The coding region runs from base 1 to 696 and encodes 231 amino acids. NCBI's taxonomy places the organism in Eukaryota, Fungi, Ascomycota, Dothideomycetes, Pleosporales, Trematosphaeriaceae. The transcript has a single exon. The record is from RefSeq and is a predicted model, not a curated record.